Molecule: messenger RNA, 986 nt
Organism: Numida meleagris (helmeted guineafowl)
Lineage: Eukaryota; Metazoa; Chordata; Aves; Galliformes; Numididae
Gene: SHOX
Product: short stature homeobox
Exons: 5
Coding region: 82-957 (291 amino acids)
Biological process (GO): regulation of transcription by RNA polymerase II
Cellular component (GO): nucleus
Molecular function (GO): DNA-binding transcription factor activity, RNA polymerase II-specific; sequence-specific double-stranded DNA binding
Source: RefSeq, a predicted model, not a curated record
CAGCCCAUCUUCCGCCGCACGCUGCGUGCGGGGAGCGCGGCCGAGGCCGGGGGAUCCGUGUGGAUAGCAGCGCGGGCAGCCAUGGAAGAACUCACGGCUUUUGUAUCCAAAUCUUUCGACCAGAAAAGCAAAGAGAGCGGCGGCGGCGGCGGCGGCGGCAACAAGAAGGAGACCAUCACGUACCGGGAAGUUUUGGAGAGUGGGUUGGCUCGCUCCAGGGAGCUUGGGAACUCCGACUCGGCGCUGCCGGACAUGACCGAGGGCAGCAAUCAUUGCCCCGUGCACCUUUUCAAGGACCACGUAGAAAGCGACAAGGACAAGCUGAAGGAGUUUGCCGCGGGCAGGACGGCGGAAGGGAUCUACGAGUGCAAGGAGAAGCGGGAGGACGUGAAGUCGGAGGAUGAGGACGGCCAGACCAAGCUGAAACAAAGGAGAAGCAGAACCAAUUUCACACUAGAGCAGCUGAACGAGCUGGAAAGACUUUUUGAUGAGACUCACUACCCGGAUGCCUUCAUGCGGGAGGAACUAAGCCAGAGGCUGGGACUUUCUGAAGCUAGGGUGCAGGUCUGGUUCCAGAACAGGAGAGCCAAGUGCCGAAAGCAGGAGAACCAGAUGCACAAAGGUGUGAUCCUGGGCACCGCCAGCCACUUAGACGCCUGCAGAGUGGCCCCGUACGUCAACAUGGGAGCCCUGAGGAUGCCUUUCCAACAGGUCCAGGCGCAGCUGCAGCUGGAGGGCGUGGCCCACGCGCACCCGCACCUGCACCCGCACCUGGCGGCCCACGCUCCCUACCUGAUGUUCCCACCGCCGCCCUUCGGGUUGCCCAUCGCCUCCCUGGCGGAGUCCGCCUCCGCCGCCGCCGUGGUGGCCGCCGCCGCCAAGAGCAACAGCAAGAACUCCAGCAUCGCCGACCUGCGGCUGAAGGCCCGCAAGCACGCCGAGGCCCUGGGGCUCUGACACGCUCCGGCCGCCCGGCCCCACGCCGC